ACAACAACAAGAAUAAUGAACAAAAAAUUAUCAAGCAUAUGCAAUGCGGUGCAGACUUGCCUGCCGAGCAACAUGCCGGUGCUGCUCCAGCCGUACCGGGAGGAGGAGCUCCAGAUCCUGCGAGGUGACCACCCCAAGCAGAAGCACGACCGUGCCUACCAGGACCACGACCGCGUCUACCGCUACGACCUCUACAACGACCUCGGCGAUCCCGACAACAAGAGCCCCCGCCCCACCCUCAGCGGCCCCGACAGCCCCUACCCUUGCCACGCGCCGCGCCGCACCGGCAGGAAGCCCAUGAAGAGCGAUCCCACGUGCGAGAGCCGCAACGUCGUGCCCGUGCUUCAGCAGUUCUACGUGCCCCGCGACGAGUGCUUCAACCACGUCAAGAAGGCUGACUUCACCUCCUACCUCCUCAAGGCAAUCAGCGCCGGCAUCCUCCCCCUCGCCAGGGAGCUCUUCGACACCGCUGUGUCGCGCGAGUUCGACGACUUCGAGGACAUGUACAAGCUCUACGAGGGCGGGAUCAAGAUCCCCGACGUCCCCGUCAUGGACCUAAUGUUCAAAGUCUUCCCGCCGCUCAAGAGCAUCUGCCCGUCCGGCGGCUCCUACCUCUUGAAGAUGCCCAUGCCGGAGGUCAUCAAGAACGACAAGCUCGCGUGGCGCACGGACGAGGAGUUUGCCCGCGAGAUGCUCGCCGGCCUCAACCCGCACAUCAUCACGCGCCUGCAGGAGUUUCCUCCCAGGAGCAAGCUUGACGGGUACGGCGACCAGACCAGCACCAUCAAGGUGGAGCACAUCCAGCCCUACCUCGGCAAGCUCACCGUCGACAAGGCGAUCACCGACGGCAGGCUCUUCAUCCUGGACCACCACGACAACUUCAUACCUCAGCUGCACAAGAUCAACAGCCUCGAGAACACCUUCGUCUACGCCACCGGGACGCCACGCCUUGAUGAAAUCGGCACCAAAGUGGUCGGCGCCGACAGCAAGGUCUACACGCCCCCCUCCUCUGCAGGCUCCGAGUCGGACAACAAGGUCCAGGACACCAUCUGGCAGCUGGCCAAGGCCUACGCCGCCGUGAACGACUCCACCUGGCACGGGCUCAUCAGCCACUGGCUCCACAUCCUUCAUUUUCCAUGA
Molecule: messenger RNA, 1140 nt
Organism: Lolium perenne
Lineage: Eukaryota; Viridiplantae; Streptophyta; Magnoliopsida; Poales; Poaceae
Source: RefSeq, a predicted model, not a curated record